AGAUGAUUGGCGUUACCUUCGUUUCCCUACUGAUCGCCUCGACCGUGCGUGCGGGCACCGUGGUCUGGGACGGUAGCUUCGACGCGUACGCGACGCCGGCGGACUUUGACAAGUGGUCCUGGUCCAACCAGGUCGGAGAGUAUCAGUGGUACAUCCACGGCAGCGGCGACACGUCCACGUACCUCAACCUCGACCCCUCGUUCAAGAACCCCGCGUCUUCGGAGACGCAUGGGCUGAAGGUCACGAUUGACGGGACUGCCAUUUGGAACGGCCAGAAUAUGGAGCGCACCGAGCUCAUCCCGCAGACGAGCGAGAAUCUUGGGACCGGAAACCUGUUCUACCACUUCUCCGUGUCGCGCUCGGAUACGAAUGCGCCUGAUUCCUCCAUCGAACAUCAGGUCGCGUUCUUCGAGAGCCACUUCACUGAGCUCAAGUACGGCGUCGGCGACGAUCAACUGCAUUGGUUCGUCGGUGGUCAAUCCCAGUGGAGCACCGCGUUUGACGCCGGCACCUGGUACAACUUUGCCUAUGAUAUUGACUUUUCCGCUGGUACCGUCGCCCUCUGGGCAUCCACCGGCUUAGACGAGCUCACCCAGGUCGUCUCCCCCGUCUCCGCGUCCACGUCGACGAAUUCGGCCGACUGGCACUUGGGUGUCUUGAAACUCAGCACGGCGGAUGUGACCGAGGACUGGAUGUUUAGCGGCGUGUACGUCGAGAGUGGGCCUGCGACUACGACGAUUGGGUCGGGUGCGUCGUCGGGUGGGGCCGCGUCUUCUGCUGCUUCCUCGUCUGCGCCCACCUCGACCUCGGCGGCUGCUUCUCAGUCCGCUGCUGCAUCAUCGUCCGCGGCGGCGUCGACCUCGGCGGCGGCGUCCACGUCUGCUGCGGCUACCAGCGAGGCCGCGACAAGUGCCCCCGCCUCAUCGUCCGUCGCACCUACCUCUACAAAUGUCGCCGUCCCAUCGAGCAGCGCAGCUCAGAGCUCGGAAGUGGCGUCUACUAGCGUCGCUGCCUCGUCUGCUGCUCCUUCAACCUCAUCUGCUGUUCCUUCGACCUCAUCCGCCGCCCCCUCUAACUCAGUCGCCGAGACCUCGAGCUCAAUCGUCGAGACCUCUGCGUCCGCUGAGCCGUCCUCAGUGCCCGCAGAGACUUCCGCCGCUGCUUCCACGAGCGCUGCCGGAUCCUCGGCGGCCACAUCUGCUGUCGAGACCAGUGCCGCUGCCCCGUCGUCCGUUGCAGCGACCUCCGCCGCCGCGACCUCGGCAGCGGCAACAUCCGCCGCCGAAAUCUCCACACCUGCCACCUCGGCCGCCACUACAAGCUCGGCGGCUCAAAGCUCCGCGCCUGCCACGUCCGCGUCCACCUCCUCUGCGUCUUUGCCGACUGGCCUCAGCGCCUGUGCGGCAAAUGCAAAGGGCAUCGUCGACGCUAACUGCUGCAUGAAUGGCAAGUUUAACAUCCAUUUGUUGGUGCUACUACAUUGCUACAUGGGCCGCCACUUUCUCCCACCCGAGUCCCUGCGUUCUCACCCUCGAAACCCUGCGUUCUGCCAAUCAAAGUACAACAAAUGCCUCGCCGCUUCCCAGCCCAACCCCGACUUUACGGGCUGCAGCGCGGCGAAGGACACCUGCAUGACCGGCGCGACGUACGAUUACAACAUGGCUUCGCGCGCGAAGCGGGACGGCAAGUUCGGGCGGCUGCUUCUGUGAGGCGGACACGGACGCCUUCUCAUGGGCGUACUCACGGUUUAGUGACCGUACUGAGCCUUCUUGUGAGGCGCGCGCUUCAAACACGUUGUCGAGAGGUAUGUAUGCUUCAGCUUGUGCUAGGAGCACGCUUCAGCUUGCGGAAGGUGCCCGCCAUAUUUCUUCACGAUCUUGACGAUCUCGAUGCUGUCUUGACGGCGGCGGCGCUUUUAUUGCUUCAUUUAUUUACAAUCCUCUGUAGCCUGUAGUAUUCUUGGGAUCCCAAUGCUAGCACUGGGAGUGGGUUGUUGUCAUC
This is a messenger RNA of Schizophyllum commune H4-8, 2001 nucleotides long. RefSeq lists its product as uncharacterized. The record is from RefSeq and is a predicted model, not a curated record. NCBI's taxonomy places the organism in Eukaryota, Fungi, Basidiomycota, Agaricomycetes, Agaricales, Schizophyllaceae. The annotation marks the transcript as partial. The transcript has 7 exons.